This is a messenger RNA of Brassica napus (rape), 2399 nucleotides long. RefSeq names its product somatic embryogenesis receptor kinase 1. The transcript is spliced from 11 exons. The coding region runs from base 353 to 2218 and encodes 621 amino acids. Gene Ontology annotation, biological process: protein phosphorylation. The record is from RefSeq and is a predicted model, not a curated record. Gene Ontology annotation, molecular function: protein binding; ATP binding; protein kinase activity. Lineage: Eukaryota; Viridiplantae; Streptophyta; Magnoliopsida; Brassicales; Brassicaceae.
AUUGAAAAGGAGAGGACGAAGAACACUAAUGAUAGUUUCUUUGGCAGGCUUGUGUUAACAACAUUUCUACAACAAAAAAGCUCUUUUUAUUAUUACUUCACGUUUUAUUUCUCCAAAAGCUCAAAUCUUUUUUCUUUGUAACUUUUAUCUUAAAAAACAAAACUUUCGUUUCGAAGUGAUAGAGAGAGAGAGAGAGAGAGAGUGCGAGAGUGUGGAGACGACAAGAACGCCGAAAAAUUUAGGACUUUUGGUUUAUGCUCAGUGUUUCAGCUAAUGGGUUGAUUAGGGAUUUGAUUUUGAGUUGAGGGUUUAGGGUUGAUGCUAGAUCUUUAGAGAUAAAUCUUUGUCGCAAAUGGAGACGAUUCAUGUCGCUUUUAUCUUGCUUUCUCUCAUCUUACUGCCCAAUCAUGCCUCUGCUAAUCUUGAAGGUGAUGCAUUGCAUACUCUGAGGGUGACUUUAGUUGAUCCCAACAAUGUCUUGCAGAGCUGGGAUCCUACCCUUGUCAAUCCUUGCACUUGGUUCCAUGUAACUUGCAACAACGAGAACAGCGUCAUAAGAGUUGACUUAGGGAAUGCAGAGUUGUCUGGUCAUUUAGUUCCGGAGCUUGGUGUGCUCAAGAACUUGCAGUACUUGGAGCUUUACAGUAACAACAUAACUGGCCCUAUCCCUAGUAAUCUCGGAAACCUGACGAACUUGGUGAGCUUGGAUCUCUACUUAAACAGCUUCACCGGUCCCAUUCCAGAAUCAUUGGGAAAACUUUCAAAGCUUAGGUUUCUGCGGCUUAACAACAACACUCUCACUGGCUCUAUUCCCAUGUCACUGACCAAUAUCACCACCCUUCAAGUCUUGGAUCUAUCUAAUAACCAACUCUCUGGUUCGGUUCCUGACAAUGGCUCCUUCUCACUCUUCACGCCCAUCAGUUUUGCUAAUAACUUAGACCUCUGUGGACCUGUUACAAGUCACCCAUGUCCUGGAUCUCCCCCGUUCUCUCCUCCGCCGCCUUUUAUUCCACCUCCUCCAGUUUCCACCCCGAGUGGGUAUGGUAUAACUGGAGCAAUAGCAGGUGGAGUUGCUGCAGGUGCUGCUUUGCUUUUCGCUGCUCCUGCAAUAGCCUUUGCUUGGUGGCGUCGAAGAAAGCCACAUGAUAUCUUCUUCGACGUGCCUGCCGAAGAGGAUCCGGAGGUUCAUCUGGGACAGCUCAAGAGAUUUUCUCUGCGAGAGCUACAAGUGGCAAGCGACGGGUUCAGCAACAAGAACAUUCUAGGAAGAGGAGGGUUCGGGAAAGUCUACAAGGGCCGUUUAGCAGACGGAACUCUAGUUGCCGUCAAAAGACUAAAGGAAGAGCGAACUCCAGGAGGGGAGCUUCAGUUUCAAACAGAAGUAGAGAUGAUAAGCAUGGCUGUUCAUCGAAACCUCUUGAGAUUAAGAGGUUUCUGCAUGACACCAACAGAGAGAUUGCUCGUCUAUCCUUACAUGGCCAAUGGAAGCGUUGCUUCAUGUCUCAGAGAGAGGCCACCGUCACAGCCUCCACUAGAUUGGCCAACGCGUAAGAGAAUAGCGCUAGGCUCAGCUCGUGGUUUAUCUUACUUACACGAUCACUGCGACCCUAAGAUCAUCCACCGUGACGUUAAAGCAGCGAACAUUCUACUGGACGAGGACUUCGAAGCUGUGGUUGGCGACUUCGGGCUAGCGAAGCUGAUGGACUACAAAGACACUCACGUGACAACAGCGGUCCGUGGCACGAUAGGUCACAUAGCUCCAGAGUAUCUCUCCACCGGAAAGUCCUCGGAGAAAACAGACGUGUUCGGUUACGGCAUCAUGCUUCUGGAGCUCAUCACUGGACAAAGAGCCUUUGAUCUCGCUAGGCUAGCUAACGACGAUGACGUCAUGUUGCUUGACUGGGUGAAAGGGUUGUUGAAGGAGAAGAAGCUAGAGAUGUUGGUGGAUCCUGAUCUUCAGACGAACUACGAGGAGAGGGAGCUGGAACAGGUGAUACAAGUGGCGUUGCUUUGCACGCAAGGAUCACCGAUGGAGAGACCAAAGAUGUCGGAGGUUGUGAGGAUGCUGGAAGGAGAUGGGCUUGCGGAGAGGUGGGACGAGUGGCAGAAGGUUGAGAUAUUGAGGGAAGAUGUUGAUUUGAGUCCUAAUCUUCACUCUGAUUGGAUCGUUGAUUCUACUUACAAUUUGCACGCUGUUGAGUUGUCUGGUCCCAGGUAACCCAUCAUACAAACAACAAAAUCAUAUUUUAUCUAAGGGUAGGUAGCUUUUUUUUCACCGUAAGUUUUUUUUUUUGUUUUUUAAUGAAACUGACAUUGAAAGAUAUGUGAUUUUGUGUAAGUUGUGCUACGGUUCUAUAAAAAGGGAAAAAAAAAGAAGCAUAAGCUUAAGAUUUGUAAAA